This is a messenger RNA of Linum trigynum, 2271 nucleotides long. The record is from the annotation of a GenBank genome assembly. Lineage: Eukaryota; Viridiplantae; Streptophyta; Magnoliopsida; Malpighiales; Linaceae.
CGCACAAUGGUCAAUUGGCCAAAGACAGUAAUUAGGGCUCACUAAACAAGUUUAAACCCCCUAAAAUUAAGGAACUUACCAAAUUAAAUUAAAUUAGAUGCAUCUUCGUAGUUUCUGGAAAACUCGAUUGGAGAUUCCCCUCCAGUCAGCGCCAGGUCAGCGGAUAAGAACGGGCCAUUACCAGACAGGGUAAAAACUGAAAAGGUAAAUAAACCCGCAGCCACCAAAUUGACAAUCGAGAAACUUUCAAACCGAAGAUAUAAAGCUCUGGGCUUUCUGCUGCAAGGAUGGAAUUGGAAGGAAAACGAAGAAGGGUAGCGUAGACUCAGGGCAACCGUUCGUCAAACAGCAAAGGUACUGUUUUCUCAAUCCGAAAUCCGGAAAUCUCUCCCUCUCGAAGCUCCAUUAUGAUUUCCUUUCCUUACCGUAAGCCAAAAUCUUCGAAAUUGCCAUGUUGAUACUCAGAUUUUGAUCCCAUCUUCCCUUGAUCUGCUGUUUCCCUCUUCCAAGGUUUGUCGGGGUUUUUCCGCCGGGUUUUCCCCGCCGGCUUAUUCUUAUCCAAGAUACCUUUUUAAACGUUUUUUGCAGUCAAUUGUGAAUUGGGGUUGGUUUCUAUCCCGCUGACCAGUGAGAUUUAGCUACUGUUCUUCGAAUUGAGACUCUUUUGGGAUGUGGUUUGUUGAUUGGUUUGUGGUUUUUGGAAGUAGGAGGCAAGGAAGGGGAAAGUUUGGAUUUUUUUUUCUUCUUUCCAUUCUGAAAUAGUUAGAACUUGGAAGGAAGGUGGUGGGAAUUGGGAUUAGAGGGUACUUUUAGAUGGAAGUCUCAUUUUGAUCAUUGGAGCUCUCUGGCUCUGUAUGUGAUUGAUUCAAGGGAUGGUGUGGGUUUGUUUUGCUUGUUCUCUGUCAUUCUGUGUUUUAAUUAGCUAGGAAAGCUGGAUCAAAUGGCACUUAGAAGGAUUUGGUCACUGUGGUCUGAGUUAUGUCCAUGCUUGAUCUCUUUUCAGGUAGUUGUGCUCAUCUUCCUCUGUUGUUCACUGGCUAAUCUAGGUCUUGGUUUGUGAACAAUCAAUGCAGGAAAGGAUUAGAGAUUAUAUGGAUAUAGAGGUACCGUUCAAAGAGGUCUCUGAGGAGGUGGUGCGGGAGUCUCUCAUCGCCAUAUCGUAUUCUACACCGGACAAAGCUCCGAACACCUUGUAUGCUGAGACUGAAGCUUUGAGCAGCAGCAGCAGCAACAAAGAUGGAGGUGCAGUGGAUAUGAGCAACAGCGGAGUGGUUGAUAUGUACAUGUCGGAACUGAUCUCUAUUUCCAACUACCAGGCACCGGAAUGUCCAGCAUCUUCUCCCAGAAUGUGGACAUGAGGGAUGGUUGAGAGGCUAUUAUUAAUGUGGUGUGAAACUGUAUCUUGUUUUUUUUCUUUGUUUUGCCUGUCUGUGAAAUGGUUGUAGCUGCUGUACAGCUGCUGGGGAUGAUCAAAGAAUGUGAUGAUCAAUGGCAUUGAGAAAAUUGCAGCAAUCGUUAUUGGUCAUUACCACGGAAAUGUCAAGUGGCAUUGUUGUGUAUUGUUGCUGGGUUUCAUGUAUCUGUGUUUCGCUGUGGUUAGUGGUUAACCACUAACCACAAAAAUCAAUAUUUUGCUACCCACACCCAACCCAUUAUCCACAAAUUGUGGGUAUGAGUAUCUACAAAGUGUGCGAUUUGAUGCGGUUUGCGGAUUACCCGCAAACCAAACUUCCACCCCUAUACAAAUCUACACAAAGCCCAAUACCAACCACUUCACUUGGUUACGCUACAAAGCCCAUCAAGGCCACGUCUCGUUUGAUUGGACCUCUCGCAGCCCAGUAUCUCCAAAUCCACUUGCCCGGAUUAAAUCACUUUCCACCAUGUCCAAGCCUCAGCCCCGUCGCCUUGGGGCUUCUAUAACGAACAUCAGAGUUGGCGAUAAGAAUAAUAAUGAUAAUUUAAUAUUAAAAAAUGAAUAGAGGAAGAGAAAAUAAAAGAGGGCGUGAUGAUGUCAUAUAUAGUGGUGGUUAGAGGCUUAGAGCAGUAGGAUGAGGGAUGGCAAUGGGUCGGGUUGGGGCGGGUUUUGUCAAACCCAAACCUAAACUCAUGGGUUUAUCCACCAAAAAAACCCGGGGUAAAACCCGUUGGGUUUGAAAAACUCAAACCCAACCCAACCCGCUGGGUAUCCGCGGGUUCGUGGAUACCCGUGGAUUUUUGUGGUAAAAAAUUUACAAUAACAAGUUUCUUUCAAAAUAAAAGUUUAUCAUCAAU